This is a messenger RNA of Colletotrichum siamense, 960 nucleotides long. It is a transcript of the gene MIR1-1, whose product is annotated as Mitochondrial phosphate carrier protein. Gene Ontology annotation, cellular component: mitochondrial inner membrane. Lineage: Eukaryota; Fungi; Ascomycota; Sordariomycetes; Glomerellales; Glomerellaceae. Gene Ontology annotation, molecular function: phosphate transmembrane transporter activity. Gene Ontology annotation, biological process: mitochondrial phosphate ion transmembrane transport. The transcript has 3 exons. The record is from RefSeq and is a predicted model, not a curated record. The coding region runs from base 1 to 960 and encodes 319 amino acids.
AUGGCUUCCGCUAAGGUUGACGCUGUCGUCGAGAAGGCCAAGGCCAACGCCCCCGGCCAGCUUUCCGGCGUUGCCCUCUACUCCAGAUUCGCCCUUGCCGGCGCUGUCUGCUGCUCCGUCACCCACGGUGCCCUCACCCCCGUUGAUGUCGUCAAGACCAGAAUCCAGCUUGACCCCGCCACCUACAACCGCGGUCUGAUCGGUGGCUUCCGCCAGGUCAUCCAGCAGGAGGGUGCCGGCGCCCUGCUUACCGGUGUCGGCCCGACCUUCGCUGGUUACUUCCUCCAGGGUGCUCUGAAGUUCGGUGGAUACGAGUUCUUCAAGCAGCAGUCCAUCAACCUCAUCGGCUACGAGAAUGCCUCCAACUACCGCACCGGUGUUUACCUGGCUUCCUCCGCCGCCGCCGAGUUCUUCGCUGAUAUCGCCCUCUGCCCCCUCGAGGCCACCCGUAUCCGUCUCGUCUCUGAGCCCACCUAUGCUUCCGGUCUCGUCUCCGGCUUCAGCAAGAUGCUCUCCAACGAGGGUGUCGGUGCCUUCUACGCCGGAUUCGGCCCCAUUCUGUUCAAGCAGAUCCCUUACACUAUGUCCAAGUUCGUCGUCUACGAGAAGGUCGCCGAGGCCAUCUACAGCGCGUACCCCAAGAAGGACAUGUCCGACGGCGCCCAGACCUUUGUCAACCUUGGCUCUGGUCUGAUUGCCGGUUUCGCCGCCGCCAUCGUCUCCCAGCCCGCCGACACCAUGCUCUCCAAGAUCAACAAGACCAAGGGUGAGCCCGGUGAGGGCACCACCUCCCGUCUCAUCAAGAUCGGAAAGGAGCUCGGUAUCCGCGGCUCCUACGCCGGUAUCGGUGCCCGUCUUUUCAUGGUCGGUACCCUCACUGCCUUCCAGUUCGGUAUCUACGGUGACCUGAAGAAGGCCCUCGGCGCCACCGGCGGUGUCGAGAUCUCUGCUGCCAAAUAA